Messenger RNA from Grus americana (Whooping crane), 970 nucleotides. It is a transcript of the gene ATP5MJ, whose product is annotated as ATP synthase membrane subunit j. The record is from RefSeq and is a predicted model, not a curated record. The transcript is spliced from 4 exons. Bases 632 to 802 code for a protein of 56 amino acids. Gene Ontology annotation, cellular component: mitochondrion. NCBI's taxonomy places the organism in Eukaryota, Metazoa, Chordata, Aves, Gruiformes, Gruidae.
GAAUCCCAGUCGGCCUGUCCUUCCCGUCACCUGGAGGAAGUGGCCCACAGGCGCGUAGAUGCCUCAGCCCUCCUGAAUCUGACCCAGCAGGUGCCUCCCAGCCCUCCAGGACAAGCGAUUCUCUAAGCGACACGCUAUGUAAAGACACGACAGGCCUUUCCCAGCGUUGUCCCUGCACAGGACACUUGCUGUGUUCCCUCCGGAAGUAGGAGUGAGGCGGAGAUCGGGCAAAACCCCGUGGUGAGAGGGACCCUGGGACUGCGUGUGGAUUGCUACAGUGACAGGAACUCUGUGAGGCCCUGGAGCGGCUGAGGGGGGCGCCGGGACGUGGCGGGUAUCAGACGUUGAGCGAGGCCGCUUCCCCCGCGCACUGCGGGCCAUGAGGAGCGGCAGCGGCGUCGGGGGGAGGCGCAGCCGCACGGGGUCCGGGCUGGCCGGUCGCAGGCGGGGUGCGCGCGGCGUUCCUGUCCUCCACAGCCGUAGGUGGCGCUGCGCGGCGGCGGCUGCGCCUCUGUUGGUCCGAUGUCUUCGCUCGUUGGCACGUCCUUUCCCGGCAUCCCUGGCGGCGGUAGCGGAGCCCGUCCCCGUUCGGUGACCUUCGCUGCCAGCCCGCGCGCUCCCGGCUCUAACGAUGGUGCAGACUAUGCUUCCAAAGUCAUUGAGAGCCAUGAAAUUCUACUUCACUACUGUGUAUCAAGAAAUAUGGGUUGGUGUAGCAUUAACAGCUUAUGUCUACUACAAAAUUUCAUAUGGUGGCAAAAAAGCAGUGGCAGAUAAGUCCUCUGAUGCUGGCCAUCAUUAACGGCCUCUUCUGGGAGUAUGAAUUUGGUGGUUUGUCUUCUUCACUGUAAAUGAAGCAAGUUACAACCAUAGGGAAGCUAAUUCUAAAACUGUACCUGAUCCAUCUGUUGUAAUUAGAAAACUAAUAAAUCCAUUCAGCAAGAAGGAAUUAAACAUGUUGGACAAAGUA